Molecule: messenger RNA, 941 nt
Organism: Oryza sativa Japonica Group (Japanese rice)
Lineage: Eukaryota; Viridiplantae; Streptophyta; Magnoliopsida; Poales; Poaceae
Product: 21 kDa protein
Biological process (GO): negative regulation of catalytic activity
Molecular function (GO): enzyme inhibitor activity
Source: RefSeq, a predicted model, not a curated record
UCAGUACAAAACAAUCAUUCAAGUGACCAAGCAAACACACAAAGCGCCACUGUGUAGCUCACUGCUCACUCAUCAACCAACUUCCUCAAUAAUGUCUCGCUCCAGCCUCGCCAUGGCGCUCCUCCUCGCCGCCUUCGCCGCCGCGGCGACGGCGAACAGCGGCGCAGCGCCGGCGGCUAGCGACUUCAUCCGCAAGUCGUGCCGCGCGACGCAGUACCCGGCGGUGUGCGUGCAGAGCCUGGCGUCGUACGGCGGGGCCGGGGCGCCGCCGCCGCGGAGCCCGCGCGAGCUGGCGCGCGCCGCGCUGUCGGUGAGCGUGGACAAGGCGCGGUCGGCGUCGACGUACGUGGGGCACAUAUGCGGCCCUGGCGGCGGCCGCGGCGGCGCCGGCGGCGCGGGCCCCGUGCGCGACUGCCUGGAGAACAUGGCGGACAGCGUGGGGCACCUCCGCGACGCGGCGCAGGAGCUCGGCGGCAACAUGGGGCGCGCCGGCUCGCCGGGGUUCAAGUGGCACCUGAGCAACGUCCAGACCUGGUGCAGCGCCGCCCUCACCGACGAGAACACCUGCCUCGACGGCCUCUCCCGCGGCGUCGACGCCGCCACCCGCUCCGCCAUCCGCGGUAAGAUCGUCGAGGUCGCCCAGGUCACCAGCAACGCCCUCGCCCUCGUCAACCGCGUCGCCCCCGCCAAUUAAACAUCUACUCCUCCUAUAACUAAUUAAGCUUUUGUUCUUGGAAUCUUGGUCGAGUUCAUCUUCGUCAUGGGUUAAUUAGCUCAGUUAAUCUCGAUGCGUCGUCGUUGCUAUGGUUGUAACAUAUACUGUACUGCUAGUUAAUUAUCAAGACUUAAUUAAAAGAGUCGAUGUAAUAUUGUAAUGGUUGAGUCUUUACACCGAAGAUGGUGAGGAAAUUAAUCCGUGUUUUGCUUGCUAGGUACAAUUA